Molecule: messenger RNA, 12558 nt
Organism: Haliotis rufescens (red abalone)
Lineage: Eukaryota; Metazoa; Mollusca; Gastropoda; Lepetellida; Haliotidae
Product: RAB11-binding protein RELCH homolog
Exons: 27
Coding region: 90-3584 (1164 amino acids)
Biological process (GO): intracellular cholesterol transport
Cellular component (GO): recycling endosome; trans-Golgi network
Molecular function (GO): protein binding
Source: RefSeq, a predicted model, not a curated record
AUCAAAUGAAAAUACAUAGAGUGGUUAUUUUGUUAAAUAAAAAGUGAUUUGGUAAAUAAUUUCAAGGUGCGUCCCACGUGAUCUACAAAAUGGCGGAGAGCCUGAAUCCUUUCGAAGAAACUGAUUAUAUUGAAUCUGAGAUACAAAACACUAGCACUGAAGAGCCUGUAAUCUCUGAAGUGCAUGUAACUCCAGAGUCAACAGAAGUGUCCUGGGAUGCGAUUGCCACUAAACUUUUAAAGGACAAUUACAUUUUGACAGCUCUCGAGUUACACACUGAGCUUGUGGAAUCAGGAAGAGAGCUUCCUAGAUUGAGAGACUACUUCUCAAAUCCUGGCAACUUUGAAAGAACAAAAGAGGACACGCCCUCGCCGACAUUACCUCGGACUUCAAGUGUACAGACCUUUGAUUCCCUGGACUUUGCCCGCUACUCUGAUGAUGGGGAAAGACAAGUUGAUGAGAGAGUGGCUGUUUUAGAAUUUGAAUUGCGAAAGGCACAGGAGACAAUAAAAUCCCUACGAGCUACUCUUACAAGGGAAGCAGAAAAUGAGAUUGUCUCCCCGGACACAGAGAAGCACCUUGCAGGUGGCAUAUGUGUGGAAGACAGCAUCAAGCCUCUCGAACAGCGAGCACUCAACUUCCUCGUGAACGAGUACCUCCUGCUCAAUGACAACAAAAUCACAUCGGUCACUUUCUCAGAAGAGAAUGAGGAGCAAGACUUCGAGGACUGGGAUGAUGUGGGCCUCAACAUACCCCGGCCUCCAGAUCUCCUGCACUUGUUCCGUGACUAUGGCAACCAUAUCAUGCCGACCAAGGAGACACAGGAAGUGGCUUGUGAGGCAGAUCUGGAGGAUGAAGAUUUCCAGGAGCGACAGCAGGACUGGCAGCUCAUCCGGGAACAGAUGGAGAGCAAGAUCUGUGAGCUUGAGGACCAGGUCCAGAUGAUUGCACAAGAAAAUGAUGUUCUGUCCCAGCAAGUCAGUAUCCUCAAGAUGUCACCUCUGAAGAACACACAGUUGAAUCACUCCACACCAGUAGGGCACAAGGUCGAGCCCACCAAGACCAGUCCAUCGACACAUAAUAACCAGCCAAUGAGUGACGGCCAUGACGACUCUCAGCCAAUCACAGAUCCUAAUGUGGAAGAUGUGUCUGGCCAGUCGGACUCUAUGAAUCUCGAUGCGUCUGCCAUAACGCAAAACCAUGUAGGAGAGGACACUGAUGGAGAUGUGCAUUCAGGGGGAGAUAACUGUGCUGCUUACAGUGAUAGGGUGGAUGGGGUUGGUCAGCAGUCAGAAGAUGGAGAUGCUUCCCUCACAGAGAAUGUGAUAGACAGGAAAAUGUCCCCGGCAUUUAGGAAGGCUUUGCAGGAUCUGGCUUUCCAUGUUUCCAGGGACAAUAGGAUUGUUGCUGAGAUGUCUAAGAUGAGUGAAGGGGAAGGAGUGGUAUCCAUGUUGGGCCGGUGUCUCCCCCAUAUUGUCCCCAACGUCCUCCUGGCCAAGAGAGAGGAAUUGAUCCCACUCAUCCUGUGCACGGCCAUGUUGCACUCGGACUCGAAGGAGAGAGACCGACUUCUCAACAUUCUCUUUAACCUCAUCAAGAAGCCAGAUGAUGAACAAAGACAAAUCAUCCUGACAGGGUGUAUAGCAUUUGCUCAACACGUGGGUCCGACACGCCUGGAGACGGAACUAUUGCCUCAAUGCUGGGAACAGAUCAGCCACAAGUAUGUGGAGAGAAGACUGCUAGUGGCAGAAGCUUGUGGAGCUCUGGCUUCAUACCUCUCGCAUGAAAUCCGCAGCUCGUUGUUGAUGUCCAUGCUGACGCAAAUGCUGCGUGACGACAAGGAUGACGAUGUGAGGGAAGCUGUGAUCAAGAGUCUUGGACUUCUCACAGGAUUUAUCUGUGAUACUGACAAGUUUGCUCAGGGAUCUGAACUACUAAAGAUAGGGUUGCGCGACUCGUCCGAGAAAGUCCAACAAGCCACGCUUCAUGUGUUCCUCCCAUCGUUCGCUGCCUGGGCGUAUGAGCUGGGUCGGCUCGAGCAUGAACUCCUGCAUUCUGUGUUGCGGGACCUGGAGGAAAUAGUUAAGGGUGCUCUCACGAUACAGAAAACUACAAACAGCACAACACUUCCUCUUGACGAGAGCCGUUUCUUGAUCCUUCUCAAAGAACUGACAGAGUUACUCCCCUUCCAGUUUGUUUCCGUCCUUGAAAGUGGUCCAUUUAUCAAACAUCUUGAGUCAUCUGUUGAAGGUGUUGAAGACAUUGACAUGUCCAGAUUCCCGAUGUCUAAUUGUCCACUGUCCGACCUGAGUGUCAUUCUGGGAGGCAAGCAGGAGUUGUCUACCCUUGUCCAUCUCUACUCUGAGCACCUGUCACAAGAGUGGUUUGAACCCUGGGAACAGCUCAACUGGGUUGUGAAUAAUCUUCUGGCCAGGAUCCUCGAGGUGACCAUGGGCGUCGGUCUCUCCAUGCAGAAGGUGGUCAAUGCCUUGUGUAAAUAUGUCUUCCGGCUAUGUCGAACAUUUGGGAAAACCUUCACUGAUAAGAAGGUGAAACCCAAGUUUGAAGAGCUUGUGAUUCUACCAGAGGAGCAACUAGAUCACCAAGUUAACCUGGGGCACACAGCCAUUACCACCUGUGUUGUACCGGUGUACGCAGUCGGAGUGCUCACAUCUUUCAGCACGGAGGAAGACCGGAAGCAGCUGGAGGAGUUCCUCACUCAGGUGUUAUGUACACUGGCGUUUUGUCAGGCUCCCCUCGACAGUUUGAAGGCAACGUUCCUGGAGCUCAGUUCAAGUGAAGACAACCAUGAAUUAUUACUGACAGUCCUGUGGUGUGGGGUUGUACACACGUCUGCUCCUGUCAGGGCAACGUCGGCCAUCUUGUUUGAGCUCCUGAUUCAAAACCUAAAUGAUACGUUCAUCUCCACACGGGUUGUGCCAGCUCUAGUCACUCUCGCCAAUGACCCAGAAAUCUCAGUUAGAAUAUCCACUAUUCCCUCCCUCGGCGCCAUCAUAGAGCAUGUGUCAAUACGAGAGGUGUUGGACCGGGUGUACAUGCAGCUACAGACAUUCUUCGACGACCCUGUGUAUCGAGAGCAGCACGUCGUCCAUGUGGAGUUGAUCCGCACAAUGGCGCAUGUUGGACCAAAUACAGAACCAAAGUUCAGGGAUGAGUUUAUUCUACCCCGGCUGGCAGCAAUGGCGAUGGCCAAUAAUAAUGUGACCAACGAGACCAAGAAGAUGGACAUUGCAAUGCAGCUGUUUGAAGCCUACAGCGCCAUGUCUUGCUGUUUCAUCAAUGACCAGCUCAUCCAGGAAGCCAUGUUGCCCGGACUCCGAUGUCUACGGCAGGACAUGGCCGUCAUCGCUCCUGACCACGAGGAAGUCGUUGCCUCCAUGGUCCGCGAGUACGAGUCCAAGAUGGAGGGAGCCCGUCCAGGGGACAGGAACCUAAGCUUCGCCCAGUCACCAGGGGCUCAACUGGGUUCAGCAGCAGACGACAUGAAGUCCCGGGUCAUGUCACGCAUCAAGGACACCACAUCCAAGGCCAAUAUCUCCAAUAUAUUCACACGCAGGAAGUGAUGUCAUGGGCAGCCUUGCAGGUCCGCAGCAACCAUUCACAUGUAGACUUUUGUGUAUGGAGUAUCAAUGACAUUAAAUAUGGCAGCAUCCCAUGCUCAGCCGCAGUCAGCACAUGUACACCUUGACCUUGAAAAACAUUUGAGAACUUACAGGUAUAUUUUAGGAAUAUUUUAUUUCUACAAGUGAGUAAAAAUAUUUUUUGAAGAAAAUGCUUCAGUUGUAGCUUGUCUGAGUUGAGAUAGAGGCUGAGAAUUAUUUGCAGGACUCUGGAAAAAGUAUUGAGUUACAAGGUCAUCUGAAUGACAGCAGAAUGAGCUUCAAACUGUGGGUGUGAUUUCUGUUCAAAAUACAUGAUUGGAAGAUGUUAACAUCUUUAAGAAUGGAUAAUUGUAAAUAUAUGUUAUUCUUGCGAAAUAUGGAAAACAGGAAAAGAAAACACUUUCUACGUGUCUGUCCUGUAUUGAAUUAUAACUGUAUCAGUACAGUUGUCAAUCUGAUAUUGGUCUGGCAUCAGCCCUGCUUAAUCCUUGUAUCAGCCCAAUAUCAACUUGGUUUAAGUCCUGUAUCAAGUAUCAGGUAUGUGCCCUGUUUAAGCCUCAUAUCUAGUAUCAGUCUGUUAUCUGCCUUUUUUAAGCCAGUUUUCAGUUUAAGCCAUCUCGCUGUCUGGUAACCUUGUAUCAGUCCAAUAUUAGCCCUGUUUAAGCCUUGCAUUAGCUCUGCAUCAACCUUAUGUCAGUCCUUUGUCAAUCCAGUAUCAGUCCAAUAUCAGCUCUGUUUAAGCCUUGCAUAAGCUUUGUAUCAACCUUAAGUAAGCCCUGUAUCAAUCCAGUAUCAGUCCAAUAUCAGCUCUGUUUAAGCCUUGCAUAAGCUUUGUAUCAACCUUAUGUAAGCCCUGUAUCAAUCCAGUAUCAGUUCAGUAUCAGCUCUGUUUAAGCCUUGCAUAAGCUUUGUAUCAACCUUAUGUAAGCCCUGUAUCAAUCCAGUAUCAGUUCAGUAUCAGCUCUGUUUAAGCCUUGCAUAAGCUUUGUAUCAACCUUAUGAAAGCCCUGUAUCAAUCCAGUAUCAGUUUAGUAUCAGGUAUGAGCACAGUCUGAGCCCAUCAGCCUUGUAUCAGCUGCUGUUAUCCAACUUGUUUAAACCUACUUAUCAUCCCUCAAGUAGUCCAGCCCAGUAUCAACUGUGGUGUAUAACCCUGUAUCAGUCCGGUAUCAGUUCAGUAUCAGGUCUGAGCCCAUCAGCCUUGUAUCAGCUGCUGUUAUCCAAUUUGUUUAAACCUACUUAUCGUCCCUCAAGCAGUCCAGCCCAGUAUCAUCUGUGGUGUAUAACCCUGUAUCAGUCCGGUAUCAGCCUGUUAUCAGUCCAUUGCUCCUGUGUCAGUGAGAUUUAAGUCCAGUAUCACCCAAAUAUCAUCCAGGAUGCCAUUGUACAAAAUAACCUUAGCGCUACGAUUGUCAUAGGUCUGUGUUAAGGUAUCGGAGCUACGAUCACAUUAGGGCUAAGAUCGCUUUGUACAACGAGACCCUGGUUACUACAUAUACAUACUCUCAAUAUUAAUAUGAUAUCCCCCAGCUGGUGUAUAGUAUACAACAAUAAUGUAUGUGCAAUACUGUGACUUGUAUUAUGACAUCACCUGUAAUAUAUUUAGAUGUCUGUAUUGCUGUUGUCUGUGAUACAGGUUGAAUGUGGCUACUUGGUAUGGUGUAUAUAAGUAAGUCCUAGCCUGUACAUUUGUGUGUACCACCACUCCCUCCUUGGAAACAAGGGUGGACGGUAUGGGUGGUCUUCACAAUAAUGUUUUAGCAUUAAUAUCCUUAAUAUAUUUGUUGGUGUGCUGAACACCUGGAUGGUCUCUGCGCCCUGGCUGUAUCAGCAGGUUUGUGUGAGGUUUAUGGACACAGGUGGAGCCUGUCUGUUGUCUGUUUCACGCAGUGGUUGAAAACAUGAUCUCAUUUACUGUAGAAAAUCAAACGUGUGUGUGUGUGUAAUAUGCGAUGUUGAUGAUUGUUUGAGUUGAGUUGUCUGAUGUUAGUUGAGUUGGUAUGUUCCCUUCUUCUCAACCCUCCACCCUCUAGCUGCCAACCCCUCACCCUCUGCCAACCCUCUGCCCUCUCCCUGUCAACCCUCCGCCCCCUACCUGUCAACCCUCUGCCCCCUACCUGUCAACCCCUCACCCUCUGCCAAUCCUCUGCCCCCUACCUGCCAACCCUCCGCCCCCUACCUGCCAACCCUCCGCCCCCUAUCUGUCAACCCUCCGCCCCCUACCUGCCAACCCUCCGCCCCUACCUGCCAACCCUCCACCCCCUACCUGUCAAUCCCUCACCCUCUGCCAACCCUCCACCCCCUAUCUGCCAACCCCUCACCCCCUACCUGUCAAUCCCUCACCCUCUGCCAACCCUCCACCCCCUAUCUGCCAACCCCUCACCCCCUACCUGUCAACGCCUCACCCUCUGCCAACCCUCUGCCCCCUACCUGCCAACCCUCCGCCCCCUCCUCCGCCCCUACCUGCCAACCCUCUGCCCCCUACCUGCCAACCCCACACCCUCUGCCAACCCUCCACCCUAACCCCCACCCUACUCAAUUACUUUUCCAACCCCGCCUCCAUCACCACCCCUUCCACGCCAGCUACCCCAACCACACCACCAACACUUUCCAGUCCACUGUGCCCACUCUGACUGAUCAAUUUCAUGAAAGUCUUACACGAUCGAAAAUCUGUCUGUCCUGAUGGUCUGUUGUUGAAUGCUUCCUGUAUUGUUAUUCUAGUCGCCAUCUUCACGGACCUCACAGCUUGGAGAGUGACCUGCCCCUGUUUAUGCUUUACCAACUUUAUAUUCUCAUGUGUCAAUUCUGUGUCAGCUUUUUAUCAUUCUGUAUCAAAUCAAGGGCUUUGCUGAAACAGAAAGUGGAUGUUCCGUCUGGCUGUUCAAAAUUUCACCCCUUCUCUGCGUAUGUUUAAGUUUUUUAUUUCGGUCAUCUCGGUAAAAAGGCAACCGUCCACAUUUUAUAACUUGUGUACAACAACAUCUGUUUUUGCUCAUAAGUCACCAUGAAAUGGGGCAAAUGAAAGCCAAGAUUUAAUCUCAGAGUGCAGGAAAAAAUGUUCUAAAAUUUUCAGAGCCCUGCUAGGUCCUCAGGUUUUCCACCACUUAGUUGUAGGCAAGCUAGUUUGGAGAAGGGCCAGUAACUCUUAAAAGGAGCAAGCCCUACUGGCUAUAAACAAAUUUGUUGUUUUAAAUCUACCCCGGCUUUAGCAGUUUCUGUAUACUGAAAUAUACUAUUGAAGUGAAAUAAAGGAACAUUUCUGUUGUCCCCUGCCAUGAUAUUGCUGGAAUAUUGCUAAAAGUGGCGUAAAACAAUAAUCACUCACUCACUCACUCACUCACUCACUUACUCCCAAAGAGGUAAAAGUGUAAAACCUGCAUCACUUUCCUCCCACAUUAAGCUGACACUAAAAUACUGUUAAAAAGCAUCACUGAACCAACUCACUCACCCCACAGAUGAAGGUGUUCAGGGAGCAUUCAGGAUGUCACGUGAAACAGAUGCUGUUCCCUUAUUUCUUUCCAUCAGUAUAGUUCAUUUCUAUCCUCAAAAUAAGUUAAAGAACACCCGAAUUUUUCAUUGACUAUGGUUAAUGUGUCAUGAACACGACAGAUUAACAGUGAAUAUGUCAUGAACACGACAGAUUAACAGUUAAUAUGUCAUGACCACGACAGAUUAACAGUUGAUAUGUCAUGACCACGACAGAUUAACAGUUAAUAUGUCAUGACCACAACAGAUUAACAGUUGAUAUGUCAUGACCACGACAGAUUAACAGUUAAUAUGUCAUGACCACGACAGAUUAACAGUUAAUAUGUCAUGACCACGACAGAUUAACAGUUGAUAUAUCAUGAACACGACAGAUUAACAGUUCAUAUGUCAUGACCAUGACAGAUUAACAGUUAAUAUGUCAUGACCACGACAGAUUAACAGUUAAUAUGUCAUGAACACGACAGAUUAACAGUUAAUAUGUCAUGACCAUGACAGAUUAACAGUUGAUAUGUCAUGACCACGACAGAUUAACAGUUAAUAUAUCAUGAACACGACAGAUUAACAGUUAAUAUGUCAUGAACACGACAGAUUAACAGUUAAUAUGUCAUGACCACGACAGAUUAACAGUUAAUAUGUCAUGAACACGACAGAUUAACUAUAAUCAUGUGAACAAAUCAGAAGGUAUAUAACACUUCUAUGAUGAUUAUCAAAGCUAUUACAUGCAUGUAACCCAACGUUAUGAAGGUUUUUUUGGUUUUGUUUUUCAAUUGUUUAACAUUUAAUGUUAAGAUGUUGUGCCGAACACUAACUGCAUCAUAUAACGACACAGAGAUGGGAAAGUAGGGGAGACUUCGUGGCUGUUAUAAUUACAUGGUGUGGCAGCUUGGAACAGACAGCAGCCUGGGGUACAUUCGUUUCUCAUUCCUCACAUGUUUCACCGAGAGAUGAAAAAGAGUUUGAUCAAAGCAGGUGUAACAUGCUCUGUAAAAGAGAAUUGAUCAAUUAUGUAAAUUAGCGUCACAAUGAGGCUGAGACAAAAGGCUGAGCUUGAGGAAAUCCUUUGAUCCUGAAUUUGGACAUGUAACUGGCAUGUCACUGUCACGUACUGUCAUGUCACUGUCGUGUCAUGUCAAGCAGGCAGAGCUGGUGAGAUAGGAGUACAUGGAACUCAGCUAGUUUCCCAGAACACACAGAGAAUUUUAUAAUAAUGUUGAGAUGUUUGUGCAUAUUUUAGACAUGUAUAAUGGCCUGUGUUUAGAGAUUUUUAACAUAUUAAAUGCUUGUUUGUUUGUUUGAAUGUAAUGAUUUUAGAUAUUUUUUCUAUUAUUAUCUAGACAUAUCAUAUGUAAAGGUUGUCGAUGUAGCUGUUGCUGUUACGAUGUUGACUGGUACAUGAUAUGACAUAUUAUCAUUUUAAGUCUGAGAACUUUUGCAGAGAAUGCAGGUAGUGAGACACUAUGCACUUUCGUCAUGCAGUGUGCCUUCUGAACAACUACAUGACCUGUGAACGAAAAAUAGGGGCGGUGGGGUGGCCUUGUGGUUAAAUUGUCCACUCAUCACGCUGAUAGCCUGGGUUCGAUUCCCACAUGGGUACAAUGUGUGAAGCCUAUUUUUGGUGUCCCCCACCGUGAUAUUUGUGGAAUAUUGCUAUAAACAGUGUAAAACUAUACUCACUCACUCACUGAACAAAAACGAUUAAAAAUUGUUAUCCCACAGUGUUGUAAGUGAGAGAAUAUGAGUGUUCAAUCAGGAACUGAGAGAUGCACAAAAAUGAUGGAGGCACAAGAACAGUUAGUGUGCUGCAAACAGGCACACCCUAUGUUAAUAGUUAAGUAUUACGUCAGUGAUAGACUGUGAUUGUGUCAAAGAAUUUUAAAGCUGAACUUGCAGUUUCAUAUUUGCCAGAUGGAGUAGCCUCCCUUUAGUCAGGUCAGUAACAGUUGGCAGACAACAUGACAGUGAGUGAGUGAGGUUGUUGUGUAGACAUGAUAGAUGUCAAGAUGGGUCUGAAACUUGAAGAAAAAAGGAAUUUCUUUAGUUGGGUGGAGGACCAACAAGGCAAGGCAGACACUUAACCUACAAAUGUCUGAAACUUCACAAUCAACAGCUAGAUUUGCAUCACCCACAGUGAGUAGAGUGCAGUGCGAUAGUGUUUAAUGACAAUACAAGAAAUUAGUCUAGCAGUUGGUGGUGAACCUUUCUAACGAUCGAUGAAAGAGGAAUAAUCUCACUCACUCAUUGUUCGAAUUAAAAUUCGUGUUAGGACAGCUAGACUAAUUGUAUAUAGUGUACUAGAAGUGAGUGAGUGUGUGUGUGAGUAUUUGUGUGUGGUUUUUAUUGUUGGAGUGAUAUUGUGACCACACAUGUACAGAUAUUUCGUGUUGUAUCAUGUGUUGUAUAUCCCAGUAAUAUAUAGACUGUAAUCUCAUGGCAACAAUGAUGUUAACAAUGUUGUACAUAUUUCUUCAAUAUUUAAUCAUUCAAGUGUAUGUUGUUGGUUUCAUAAUACCCACCAUAAUAUUGUGCGACCCUUCCAUCAUUCCAUAAUGUAAACUGCUGGGUAAAAAAAAGUAUACCCUUGAAUAUUGGAUUUGACCAAAAAAUAGAAAUGUUAUUAAAACAUUACUAGGCUGAAAACAGUCGCCGAAACACUGCAAACUUAAGGUCCAACACAACUAUGAUACCUGUAUCAAAUACCGUAUUCCACAUAAUAAGCGCCCUGCUCUAAUAAGCGCCCAUGGCGAUAUUUGCUAAUAUAUUGGCUAGUGAACAAUCCCAAUUAGCACCCCUUCGGAUUGAUCAACGUACACAAGACUCAUUUAUUCGCGUGCAAUAUGCACUCGUGUGUUAUAUGCACCCUUAAUUAUUGGCAAUUAAAUUCUGGAAAAAUAUAUCUGCUGUACAUAAACAUUUCAGGCUGCCAGCAUCAACCACGAAAUUUUAUUUUCUUUCACCAAAAUAAUAUUCUAAUAAGAGCCCCCUAUUUCUAAUUUUGAGAUGCUCUGGGCGCUAAUUAGAUCGAAUACGGUACAUCACCUCCAAAUGACCAUUUCUUGUUUGUUUCAUUUUGGGUCACCAUUAAACAUGGUGUGUACUUUCGUUUGCUCGGCAGUUUCUGUACACUGUACAAACAGACAUGUGAUAACGUGGUGAUGUUUGUCUUGAGACUCACUAAUAUUGAUGAUCUGCAUCCAGAUCAGACCGCUCUUUUUAACAAUUUCUUUGUCUCUUCUUUUUUCCCUGUUCACUAGAAACACAGGCGGAUCCAGCAUUUUUAAAAGGGAGGGAUCCAAAACAUCAAAAUCCUCUCUCAGAUAAUUUUACUUCCUACAAUAUACCCCAGUCUGGACCCCCACCUAAGGCGCCUACUAUAUUAUUACCUGUGAUAAUACGGUCAUUGACAUUGUCGUGACACCAAGACUGACAUUAUUUUUUUUUGACAGUCUUCUCCUUUUUUUAACUGUUUCCCCAGUCAAAGGAAACUGUAGAACCUUAAUAAUCCAGACAAUUUGUGUUUCAUUAAACUUUUUGUUUUAAAAUAUGCAAGUAAUAACUGUCCAAGUUCCAUCUCAAACACAAGUAAAUUAGCAGUGAGGAUAGUCACAGAAUGGGCCAUCCUACAAAUAGUCAGGUGACGCGUACAGGGACUGGUUUGGAUUAAUGAGGUUCAACUGUAGCAAGGGAAACAUUGCAGGGUCCACUACGUAGCUACAACUAAGUCUCAUACUGCCUCGCAGACUACAAUAAUCAGCCGCCGUGAUCUUUGUGUGCAUGUGGGCAGAGGUUGAUUAAUACGGUAGUGAUACAUCUUCAAGUUUAUGGACACAAUUGUAUUUGCUUUAUGACUUUUACUUGUUAGGCCAGACUUUUUGUCUUUUUCUUUUUUACAGAGUUUUGGCCCAAAAUUCAGGUCAGGUCGAAAAAAUUAAUGAAAAAGUCCAAUUUCAAAUAUAUGUUUUUGAUUUCCUCAAAAUGUUAAGUAGGUAAGAAAGAAAAAAGAUGUCAGACAGAUCUGACGCAGUUUGUCAUUAUUUGUAGUUUUUUAAAGUUUUUAAGAUAAAAUUUCUAACAGGUUUUAAUUAUAUUUUAAAUAAUUUAUUUUUGUUGAUAGUGACAGUAAAUAAGCAUUGUUUUAGAUUUAACAUUUUACUUAUUUCUGGUCAGUGGAUAGAAAUAACACUACUUUUCAGUUUUUCAUUUAUUUACAUUUCAAUUUUGUCGGCAGAGUCGUAAGCACAGUUUUACCUAAAGUCUGGCCUCGAUAUACCAUGGUUGAAGUGAACUAAUAAUUUUGCUGGCUUGUAAUGUGAUGUGAUGCUUGUACAUGUGAUGCGAGUAUCCCUGGCAGCAAUAUGGUUACAGAGCCUCCUUGUUAUGACCUGUCUUAUGAUAACUCAUUUCUUCAUCAUCAGGGGCGGUCGGGUAGCCUAGUGGUUAAAGCGUUUGCUCGUCACGCCGAAGACCCGGGUUCGAUUCCCGACAUGGGUACAAUGUGUGAAGCCCAUUUCUGGUGUCCCCCGCCGCGAUAAUGCUGGAAUAUUGCUAAAAGCGGCAUAAAACCAUACUCACUCACCCUGUCUUAUGAUAACUCAUUUCUUCAUCAUCGGGGUUGUGUUUACCCUACUUGCGCUUACAGAGUUGUCAAGUUAGACAAUGUUCUUGUCAAAGGUUGCGCAUUGUUGUCUAUUGAGGGCCAACAGGGCAGUCAUGACAAUUGGAACGUGUCUAAUAUUGAGCCUGUUAUGGAAGCAGUGAAAUAGCCCUGUCUAUUUUUUCAUAGCUGUCAGAUUGGGGAUCACAUCUCCGGUUGUGUCUGUUUGUCCUAUAUAUGUUCCAUGGCUUCUUUUUGUGAAUUCCUCUGCAUUUGGAUGUUACUUUUCACAAUUGUCACAAACAUGUUUUGAAGUCCUCUUUGUUAAGGACAUGUGCUGGUAUGCUUUUGUACAGCUCAAACAUUCGUGGGUGUUCUGACGUCAGUCUGUCCCCAGUGUGAAGUGAUGACGCCAAGAUUCAUAGCUUGAAAGAUAGAGACAAACAUCAGGGAAGGCGUUACAUAUCAAACAGGAAGAGGAAUUGUUUCCCUUUUGAUGCCAUUGAUCACCAGAGUUUUCUGACAUGAGACUUUUCCUCGGAUUCCGGGAAUUACGGGAUCUUUCCUCUCAGAAUGAUGUAAAAUGCACUUAUUUUAAUCCUUGUUUUUAAAAUGUUCCCUAGAUUGGCGAUGUUCCUCCAACAAAGAGUAUAGCUAUUCUCAUGUCUGAGAUGUAAAUGAGUAGUUGAUAACGUUUAACAUGACAUCAUUUCCUUGUUACCUUUGGGACAUCAUACCACUUCAUGACGUCAUCAGUGGAUACCUUUGGGACAUCAUACCACUUCAUGAUGUCAUUAGUGGAUACCUUUGGGACAUCAUACCACUUCAUGAUGUCAUCAGUGGAUACCUUUGGGACAU